AUGUCUUCGAUAUUACUAUACAGUCUCAUGCCGAGGGCGCAGUCCUCUGGAGGUGAGCUGCUACCUCGAUUGAACGGCGAUGUGACUCUGGAUAUCGACCCAUUGCCCUUCGUCCAACGGCGAGGUCUUAUUGCAGUCUCGGUUAUGGCAUUCCUCUCCUUCAUUGCCACCUUGACUCUGCUUGGCUUCAUUACCUAUCGACUCAUUUUCUGGCGGAAGAACUACCAGAGAUACAUUGGUUACAACCAAUAUAUUAUUCUGAUUUAUAAUCUGAUCUUGGCUGAUUUCCAGCAAGCUCUUGCCUUUUUGAUUUGUGUGAAAUGGAUCGCUACCGACAAGAUCAAGUCCGGUACGGCAGCAUGCUUUCUCCAGGGCCUUUGGCUACAAAUAGGAGAUCCCGGUAGUGGACUUUUCGUGCUCGCCAUUGCGUUUCAUACCUUCUUGCUCGUUGUUUGGGGCCGGAAGAUGUCUCACAAGGUGUUCAUUUCCUUCGUCGUCGGCGUGUGGGGAUUCAUUGCUAUUAUUGUGAUCAUUCCUCUGGCGAUGUACGGUGCAGAUGUGUUCGUUCCCUCCGGCGCCUGGUGUUGGAUCAAUGAAGACUUCGAGACUGUCCGUCUCUGGACCCACUAUAUCUGGAUUUUCUUGGCCGAAUUCGGUACAGUUUGUUUAUACGCCAUCAUGUACUUCCAGCUCCGACGACAGAUCGCUGCUUCAUCAAUUCUGGGAAACAGCCAGUUGCAGAGUCUCAAGCGCCUGCGCCGCGUGGUUGGCUACAUGACUAUCUAUCCUAUCGUCUAUAUCGUUCUUUCACUUCCUCUGGCUGCUGGACGUAUGGCUACGGCAAACGGCAACACCCCGUCCCUCACUUUCUUCUGCUGUGCCGGUGCCAUCAUUACUAGCUCUGGCUUGGUCGACGUCGUUCUAUACACUCUCACCCGCCGUAAUCUCAUCAUCGACUCCGAACCCAGUCAAGACCAUUCCUACAACAAAUUCGCAAGCAGCCGCGGCCGCCACGGGGAAAAUCACCUUACCACGAUCACAGCUGCCGAGCCCAAGAAUCGCACCAAGCUUGGGGGCUUGGAAGGCACUGAUCUCGACCGUGACGGUUCUACCGAUAACAUUGUCCAGCCGGGCGUUGAGAUGGGCCCGAUGGGCAAGGUGUACCAAGAGACCACCAUCGAAAUCACCAGCGAGCCUGCCUACACUUCAGAAGCUGCCAGCGAGCGCUCCAGCAAAGACGACUUCAAUGAAGCCCCAUCACGGAUGUGGAGACGAUAA
Messenger RNA from Penicillium daleae, 1278 nucleotides. It is a transcript of the gene gprC, whose product is annotated as protein gprC. The coding region runs from base 1 to 1278 and encodes 425 amino acids. Gene Ontology annotation, biological process: adenylate cyclase-activating G protein-coupled receptor signaling pathway; cell surface receptor signaling pathway. Gene Ontology annotation, cellular component: plasma membrane. The record is from RefSeq and is a predicted model, not a curated record. The transcript has 2 exons. NCBI's taxonomy places the organism in Eukaryota, Fungi, Ascomycota, Eurotiomycetes, Eurotiales, Aspergillaceae. Gene Ontology annotation, molecular function: G protein-coupled receptor activity.